AUGCCAUUCUCACCAUCAUUAAAUCCAGAUAGACAGAAAAGUAAUAGCAUAGGACCAAGAAAUAGUGCUGAUUCAUUCGACUUACAAUUUGAAGACUCAUUUGAUGCAGUAUUGGAUAACAUAGAACUUAAUACAGAUACAAGAAAUCAGAACAACACUUUACCCAACAAUCAAAACAUAAAUAAAGCUUCAUCAGAAAAUAAGGAUAAGUUACAAGAAAGUUUCGAAAUGAAAUCCUUGAAUGCAAGGAAUGGGGGACUUGGGCACUCUCGUAAUAGCUCCAAUGGAGACAGACAACCAUUAAUGCAUGAUAGUGCUUCAAAUCCUGACGGAAGUCCGUACAAAUAUACCAACGUUUCGGAAUCGGCACUUAAUCUUCAUAGUAAUAACAGAUUUAGUAAUUGGAUUACAAAGCUAAAAAUGGUUGGAGCUCAAAAAUGGAAGAAAUUUCAUACAAUGGGAUCAGUUGAAUUAGAUGAUCGACAUAUGGAAAGAGAAAUACACCCUAGUACAACACCAGUCUAUGAUAGAAAUAGAUACCCUGGUAAUGAAAUCUCUAACGCAAAAUACAAUGCCUUUACUUUUAUCCCAACGUUAUUAUACGAACAAUUUAAAUUUUUCUACAACUUGUAUUUUCUGGUGGUUGCCUUAUCCCAAGCAAUCCCUGCAUUAAGAAUCGGGUAUCUAUCAUCAUACGUGGUUCCAUUAGCAUUUGUCCUUACCGUUACGAUGAGUAAGGAAGCUAUGGAUGAUAUUCAAAGAAGAAGACGUGAUAACGAGUCAAAUAGUGAACUUUAUCACGUAUUAAACCAAUCCAAAUUGGUCCCUAGUAAAGAUUUGAAAGUUGGUGAUUUAAUAAAAAUUAGCAAAGGUGAUAGACUGCCAGCUGAUUUAGUUUUAUUACAGUCAAGUGAACCAUCGGGUGAAACAUUUAUAAAGACUGAUCAAUUAGAUGGUGAAACUGAUUGGAAAUUGAGAAUAGCACCAGCCCUUACUCAAAAUUUAACUGAACCUGAUUUAAUGAAUAAAGUGAGUAUUACUGCAUCGGCCCCAGAAAAGGCAAUUCAUAAUUUUUUGGGGAAAGUGACCUAUAAGGAUACAUCUUCGAAUCCCUUAAGUAUUGAUAACACAUUAUGGGCUAAUACUGUUUUAGCAUCCACUGGGUUUUGUAUUGGUUGCGUUGUGUAUACAGGAAGAGAUACGAGACAGGCAAUGAAUACAACAACAGCCACUGUGAAAACUGGUUUAUUGGAAUUAGAAAUUAAUAGCAUUUCAAAGAUUUUAUGUGCAUCUGUUUUCGCAUUGUCCAUCAUAUUGGUCGUCUUUGCAGGUUUCCAUAAUUCAGAUUGGUAUUUGGAUGUAAUGAGAUAUCUAAUUCUAUUUUCAACGAUCAUUCCUGUUUCUUUGAGAGUUAACCUUGACUUGGCAAAAUCUGUUUACGCACACCAGAUUGAACAUGAUGAUACAAUUCCAGAGACUAUUGUAAGAACGAGUACAAUCCCAGAGGAUUUAGGACGUAUCGAAUAUUUAUUAAGUGAUAAGACUGGAACUUUGACCCAAAAUGACAUGCAAUUGAAGAAAAUCCAUUUAGGAACCGUUUCUUACACCUCCGAGACCUUAGACAUAGUCUCAGAUUAUGUAGACGCACUAGUGAAUUCUUCAAAUUCAGCUAAUCCUUCAGGUAAAUCAGUUCCUUCGACAUCCAGAAAGGAUUUAAGUGCGCGUGUCCGUGACAUGGUCGUUACAUUGGCUAUAUGUCAUAACGUUACACCUACUUUUGAAGAUGAUGAAUUAACUUAUCAAGCAGCUUCACCAGAUGAGAUUGCUAUUGUUAAAUUUACCGAGUCUGUGGGAUUAUCUUUAUUUAAGAGGGAUAGACAUUCAAUCUCCUUGUUACAUGGUCAUUCUGGAUCUAUUCUAACCUAUGAAAUUUUGCAGGUUUUCCCCUUCAAUUCAGAUAGUAAACGUAUGGGUAUUAUUGUUCAUGAUGAACAGAAAGAUGAAUAUUGGUUUAUGCAAAAAGGUGCUGACACGGUUAUGGCCAGAAUUGUGGAAAAUAAUGAUUGGUUAGAAGAGGAAACUGGUAAUAUGGCACGUGAAGGGUUACGUACUUUGGUGGUCGGAAGAAAGAAACUUUCUCGUAAUAUCUAUGAUCAAUUUAAGAAGGAUUAUGAUGAUGCUUCGUUAUCUAUGGUUAACCGUGAUCAACAAAUGAACGCUGUUAUUACUAAAUAUUUAGAAUAUGAUCUUGAGUUGUUGGGUUUAACUGGUGUGGAAGAUAAAUUGCAAAAUGAUGUUAAAUCAUCAAUUGAAUUACUAAGAAAUGCCGGUAUUAAGAUUUGGAUGUUAACAGGUGAUAAAGUGGAAACUGCUCGAUGUGUUUCUAUAAGUGCAAAAUUGAUUUCAAGAGGACAAUAUGUGCAUAUCAUUACUAAAUUAACAAAACCAGAAGGUGCUUUAAAUCAGCUAGAAUACUUGAAAGUUAAUAAAGGGGCAUGUCUUCUAAUUGAUGGGGAAUCGUUAGGUAUGUUUCUAAGGUACUAUAAAAGGGAAUUUUUUGAUGUUGUCAUUUGCUUACCAACAGUCGUUGCAUGUCGUUGUACACCACAGCAGAAGGCGGAUGUUGCCUUAGUUAUUCGUGAAUUUACAGGUAAGAGAGUAUGUUGUAUUGGUGAUGGUGGUAAUGAUGUCAGUAUGAUUCAAUGCGCUGAUGUUGGUGUUGGUAUUGUUGGUAAAGAAGGGAAACAGGCGUCAUUAGCUGCAGAUUUUUCCAUUACAGAAUUUUGUCAUCUAACAGAAUUAUUAUUAUGGCAUGGUAGGAAUUCUUAUAAGAGGUCUGCCAAACUUGCUCAAUUUAUCAUGCAUAGAGGUUUAGUUAUUGCAAUUUGUCAAGCUGUUUAUUCGAUAUGUUCCAAAUUCGAACCUAUUGGAUUAUAUCAAGGGUUUUUAAUGGUUGGGUAUGCCACUUGUUAUACGAUGGCACCUGUGUUUUCCAUGACAUUAGAUCAUGAUAUUGAAGAAUCAUUGACAAAGAUUUAUCCUGAGUUAUAUAAGGACCUUACUGAGGGGAAAAGUCUUUCAUACAAGACUUUUUUCGUUUGGUGCGCCCUAUCAUUAUUCCAAGGUUGUGUCAUUCAAGGAUGUUCUCAAGUCUUUUCCAGUUUAUUAGAGGUUGAUUUUACUAAGAUGGUGGCCAUUGGAUUUACUGCAUUAAUCUUAAAUGAAUUAAUCAUGGUUGCCUUAGAAAUUUAUACGUGGAAUAAGAUUAUGGUUUUCACUGAGAUAUUAACAUUCUUAUGUUAUGUUAUCUCUGUUCCCUUCCUUGGGGAAUAUUUUGAUUUAAAAUAUAUGAUGACAUUAAGAUUUUAUGGUGAAUUAUUAUUUAUUCUCUUAGUUUCUGUUUUCCCCGUUUGGGCAGCCAAGGCCAUUCAUAGAAGAUUGCAUCCACCUAGUUAUGCCAAAGUGCAAGAAUUUUCCACUGUUUGA
This is a messenger RNA of Naumovozyma castellii, 3486 nucleotides long. RefSeq names its product aminophospholipid-translocating P4-type ATPase NEO1 (gene NEO1). The coding region runs from base 1 to 3486 and encodes 1161 amino acids. The record is from RefSeq and is a predicted model, not a curated record. The transcript has a single exon. Lineage: Eukaryota; Fungi; Ascomycota; Saccharomycetes; Saccharomycetales; Saccharomycetaceae.